CUGAAAUAAAAAUAUCGAUUAAAUACAUAAAAUUCAAAAUAAUUAUCAAAACAUAAACAUAGUAAACAAUAAUCUCAAUAAUUUAUAAAUAAAUCCUAACUAAUAAUUAAUUAAAAUAAUAUUAAUACUUAAAUAAUAAAAUGUUAUAAUAAAUAAAUGCGCUUUAUUAGCUAGGAGGUGUUGUUAAAUUCACGGCGAGAUGGGGAAGCGCGCGCAGCGAUUCACGUUUGAAUCACUACGUGACAAAUUCAAUCGUCACAAAUUACUAUUUCUAAAAAAAUGUCGUCGAAACCAUCAAUGCUGUUCAUCCUCUUGUAUCGCUUCUGAAUAUUCAACGUCUAAAGUUUGUGGUUCUCUUUAUAAUACUGAUGUAAUAAUAACUAAAAUGACAUCUAAGCCAGUAGACGCGGAAAUUAAUCAACCAACGAAAAAAUGUGUGCAAAUGGGAAAACUGUGUUCAUCUCACGAUAACUGCUGUUCAAAACUUUGUGCCAUAGUUAAGUCGACACGUAUUUGUGUAAUGGAUCAGAAUCAUAAGGACAGAAAACCAAAUUAACUGCAACACGCUAAGAAAUAUGUAAACCUCAGCUAAAGAUAGAUUUAAUUUGUCAGAGUGCGCAAAAUCUAUCGAUAAUAAAAUAGUCUUUGUUGACUUUUUGUUCGAUAAAAUUUAGUGGAAAGUUCAAAAUUCUUUCUGUGUCUCUUAGAUAUAAUAUAGAAAAAAAUAAGAUUUAAAAAUAAUACAAAUGACUUUGGCGAGUCACUAUUGGUGAGAUAAGUCAUGAAAGAAAAUAGUACUGACUCGCCGAGAGUUCCCGGGUCAAAAAAUUAGAUC
Messenger RNA from Microplitis mediator, 835 nucleotides. RefSeq lists its product as uncharacterized. The coding region runs from base 200 to 556 and encodes 118 amino acids. The transcript has 3 exons. Lineage: Eukaryota; Metazoa; Arthropoda; Insecta; Hymenoptera; Braconidae. The record is from RefSeq and is a predicted model, not a curated record.